AUGUCACCGAAUUACUCUCUCAGUAGCUCAUCGGGCAGUGCUACGGGAAGCUCUUCUCCCGCGUCUUCACCAUCCACACAAGACACACAGGAACCGCAGACGACACAACUAGAAGCAACCAUGGGUCGAGACACUGCCAGAUAUACGGCUAUGGUCAAAUUCUUGUCUGGCAAGAUUACAGUACGGCAGUGGCUUCCCUUGGCAAAUGCAAAAGACUAUGAGACAUGCUUCGGCGUGUUGUUGCGCAAAUCUCGGGGAUGCUAUAUCUGCGAGCCUGAAAGGAUCAAUUCAAACCUUUUGGCUGCAGUGCGGAGCCUCAACGUGGAAGUCGCUUUUACCAUGUCAACAGAGACUACUCGGGUCAUUUUUUCGACCCUCCAAAACCGCCAAACAGAUAUACGUAUGCAAAACGGUUCACAACUGCAGAUUGUCGAGUCCCUGGCCGAAAUCGCUUCGACUUCGCGGAAAGUGAAGAAAUUUCAAUACGGCUGUCUCGUUCGGAAGGAAAUGAUUGCACUAGUCUGGUAUGACGAUUUGCAGCACAUCAUAUCUCAUGGUGGAGAUUUUGAGGAGAAAUUACUGGCAUUGGUCUGGGGCAGUGGAGGCUCUUCCUUCUCAAACUCGGACUGCCCAGUGGGGACUAUCGAGACAACAGCAAUUGCAAGCCCUCUCGCACCUACAUUUUCGCCUCCCUGUGAAUCGAAGAAGGGUCCCGACGGCAUAUCAGAGCAAGUUGUAGCAGAGAUGGAAGAAGAGCUGGCAUAUACCGACGGAGAAUCCCUCGGCAGACCGGUGGUCUUCACGAGUGCGGUUUUUGUUGGGUUGGCUCUUCUCAUUGGACUCUCCACCUCUCAACUAAUAUACCAGGCGAUGAUAGAUGGUUAUUGGAUUCGGCUAGCUCUUCUCGCAGUCGAGCCCGUACUAUUGCUCUUUGGCCUCUUCUUCGGCAUCAUCUUCGGGGAUAUCUGUCAAGCAGUCGGCCCAAUAUCCAGUGUCAAAAGAAAUUCAAGGUUUCACUCUGCUGUCAAGCCUAGUAUUUCCAGGGCGUAUACAGAGGGAUUCAUACCUCCGCCCAUCGUCAUCCAGCUACCAGUGUAUAAGGAAUCUCUAACUGGAGUCAUCAUAUCUACGGUUGAGUCUCUCAAAGCGGCCAUCUCCCACUAUGAGUCGCACGGAGUGCAACAUUCAGCCGGAGUCAUGAAAGUUCUCUAUGACUACUUUGAGAACGGUAUUGCUUUCUUCACGGACAUGAUAUACUCGUCAGUCAAGUUCUCUAUCGGAAGUGGAGAGGGUGUAUCCUUCGUAGGCCACAAUGCCUUUCUACGCUGGCAUGCUAUCCAAUCCGUCGGAAGGGUAGGCGAUGACGGCUUCGUCACAUAUUGGUCAGAGUCCCAUGUUUCCGAAGACUUUGAAAUCUCCCUUCAGCUUCAGAUUGCUGGAAAUCUAGUUCGUCUGGCAACCUAUCACGGUGACGAAUUCAAGGAAGAUUACGCCCUAGCUGCCGGGCUUCCUCUAACGCUGCUGAACUACAUCCUCAUUGGAUGGUUCAACGGCCGACUGGACAAAUUUUACGUGGAUUCUUGGAAAAUCUUUCUUGCCCUCAUCGUCGUCUUUACCUUCAUAAGCAAUAUCGCCCUCGCCAUCCUGCACUACCGCCUCGGCGACAAAGGCUUCGGGGCCGCCAUGCUCGAAAACUUCAAAUGGGCUCCUAUGUUCAUCCUCUUCUUUAGCGACAUCUCGUUCCAUCUCAGCCUCGCGCUCCUCGCCCACAUGUUCAGCAUCAACAUGCAAUGGGGCGCCACUGCCAAGGAGAAAGAGAACUCGAAUUUCUUCAAGGAGAUUCCCAAGAUCUUUAAGAGUUUCAAAUGGAUGUACAUCUGCUUGAUUCCAGUUGUAGGGGGUAUGAUAUAUCUGGGUAUCUGGGCGCCGAGGGGAUGGCAAAUCAACGGGGCCACUGCGGUCGUGCCCUUGGCGGUCAUGGUGGGGUGUCAUCUUCUCCUCCCGCUUUUGCUGAAUCCGUCGUUGAUGGUAUUCAAUUAUUGA
Messenger RNA from Mytilinidion resinicola, 2043 nucleotides. RefSeq lists its product as uncharacterized. Bases 1 to 2043 code for a protein of 680 amino acids. The transcript has 7 exons. Lineage: Eukaryota; Fungi; Ascomycota; Dothideomycetes; Mytilinidiales; Mytilinidiaceae. The record is from RefSeq and is a predicted model, not a curated record.